Molecule: messenger RNA, 2262 nt
Organism: Candida albicans SC5314
Lineage: Eukaryota; Fungi; Ascomycota; Pichiomycetes; Serinales; Debaryomycetaceae
Exons: 1
Coding region: 1-2262 (753 amino acids)
Molecular function (GO): protein binding
Source: RefSeq, a predicted model, not a curated record
AUGAUCCCUUUGAGACAGAUUGUCGGUAGGACUACUAGAAGUGGGUUUCUUCAAAUAAGAAGUGCUAGUAAAGCAGGUACUAUAGCUUUACGCUAUCAAUCCACUACUUCCACUACCACCAACACUGCAACUCCAACAACAACUCCAGACAACGACAAUUCGAAACCAUCUUCAGAAACUGUUAAAACCGAACAAUCCUCCCUCCCCAAAGCCACUCAAAAGGGAAAACAAGAUAAGAAAGCUCCUUCCAAGAAAACACCAGUCAACCCCAAGUUAAGAGAUAUUAGUGGACAAAUUAAAGAAACCAUUAUUCAAUCCACCACAGAUUUGAAUGAAGCCUAUAGUAUUUUAGAAGAAGGGAUUACGUUUUUAAGAGAAAUUCAAAAAUCAGAGAAUAUUACUGAUCGACAAAUUUUCAAGGAAUUUUAUCCUUUGGCUACCGAAUUGUUUAAUUUAGCUCAAAAGCCCGAAACAACAAUUGACCAUUCGUUAAAUGAAAUAAUUGAUAUGUUUGUUAAGAAUAAGAUUGCUCAUUCAAUGCACUUUAUUCAAUUAGCUGCAAAUGCUCUCAAACAAAACAGUGAAGCUUAUGAUGAAGUAUUGCAGUAUUGGUUCAAGAGUUUUGAAUAUACCAAAUCGCAUGAUUUUUUGUAUGUCAAUAACUUCAAUGGAAUCAAAACCAAAAUUGAAUAUCAACCUUACGAUUUCACCAAUUUGGCCAUAUAUGCUUAUGUUCAAUCGUGUAUUGCUCAAAAAGUUACAUACUCGCCAGUCGAUGCUGCCAAGUUUUCCCCUAGUGGCAAAAUACCACCAUUUUAUCAUAUCAAGAAAACUUUAGAAGUGUUGGAUAUCUACGACGGUAAAAAGUUCCGUGAAUAUUGUAAUUUAUUGGAAACUGAUUCCCAAGAAAGAUUCAAUCCAAAUGGGGCUAGUUCAAUCAAGAAAAUUGAAAACACCCCAGAUAAAAAGCAACUCGAUAAAUUCUAUCAAAAUGUGGUUGAUAUUUGUAACAAGCGUAAUAUCAAAGUUGAUGAAAAAGUCAUUGUUGCAUUGAUGCAAAGAUACUUUCAAUUUGAUGAAUACAAUGAAGUUUUCAGUUUAUUUGAAACAAUUAUGAAUUCUGGCGUUAAACCAUCGAUUGAUGCUUGGAAUAUAGUUAUUAAAGCAAUGACAAACCCUUCAAGAAUAGCUAGUUUUGGAGGCAAAGCCAAGCAACAAGAACUUGUACAAAAUUUUGAAAGAACUUUACAAACCAUAGUGUCGUCAGGAGUACAAUUUAAUGGUGAAACUGUUGGUGCCAUCGUCAGUGGGUAUGCCAAUUUUGGACAAUUCGACAAAGCUCAAGAGUAUAUUGAUAAAUACGCUAAAGGUGUCAAGGACAACGGAGCUGUAAUCAGUUUAUGUAAUGAUGGGAUUUUGAGAGGGUUGGUUUACAAUGGGAAAAUUGAAGAGGCCGAAUCCAAAUUGAAACAGUUUAUGGAAACUCACACUCAAUACAAACCUCAUACCCACGUUAUGAAUGACUUUCUCAAUUAUUAUGCCAAGAAGAAAAACUAUAAGGCCAUUAAUGGUAUCACCAAUUUUAUGAGAAAACACAACAUUGCUGAAAAUGUGUCAAUCAAAACCACUAUGAUUAAUGCCUAUUUUGAGAGUUUGCAUGCCAUUGGUAAGACUCCAGAUCUUUCCAGCUUUUUAGCCAAAAUGGAAUCAUCGGAAAAUGCCGGUAAACGUGGAUUCAACGAACAAAUGCAUUCGACUUUAUUAAAGGGGUUGAUUCAAGGGGCCAAUAUUGAAGCUGCUAGACAACUUUUCGAUAUAUUAAAGUCAAGAUAUCCUCGUUCUGCAUGGUUGAAUACCAAUAUGAUGGUUGGUGAACUCACUUUGGGAAAUGUUAAACUUGGAGAAGAUAUCUUCAAUUAUUACAUCAAAGAAAUCAGAAAUGAACCAAUUAUUUGGAAUACAUUUAUUCAUAAUUUAUUAGCUCGUGAUGAAAAAUUAGCUGACUUUUAUUUUGAAAAAAUGAAGCAAGAUUCUCAAGUUCAACCUAAUUUUUACACCUAUUAUUUCAUGUUACAACAUUAUAGAAGAAAGGCUAAGAAGGAUAGAUUACAGCAAUUGGUUAACGAAUUGGCUGAAGUCGAUUGGACUUCAUAUGGAACUUCAUUACCUGAUUUCAUUAAAAGAUUGACCAAUUAUUUGGAUGUACCUGCUUCGUUGUUGUCCAAACUUGACAAACAGCAGGCAACUGUAGAUAAACAAUAA